UGUCUUUGAAAAACUGUGUGGUGGAAUGAAAUUUUCAGAAGUUCUUUUCAAAAGGAAAAACCUAAUUAAUUAAAUAAGUAGACGAAGUAAUCUACGUAAAUUUUAAAGUUGGGUUAUCUCUGAAAGUAUUCCAAUAUGCCUGUGUCUGAUGAUAUUCAAUCUUCCUGGGCGGAUGAGGUAGAAAUUGAUCAGGGCGAACUUCCACCACCAUCAGAAGUUGUCGAAAAUGGAUUGAAAAUUGUUACAGAAUAUAAAUACGACAAUGACAACAAGAAAGUUAAGAUUGUCCGUACAUACAAAAUAGAAAAGCGAGUUGUAUCAAAGAGCAUUGCCAAGCGUAAAACUUGGAACAAGUUUGGUGAUUCUGCCAAUGACAAGCCAGGACCUAAUCCCGCUACUACAAAUGUGUCUGAGGAUGUGUUUAUGCAAUUUAUCACCAGCAAGGAGGAAGCCCAACGCCCUGACACUGGUGAUGCCCUUGAUGCACUUAAGGCCCGACCUACUGGUGUAUUGAUGAAAUGCCGUACCUGCCAAGGUGAACAUUGGACCUCAGGAUGUCCGUUCAAACACACAGAGCUGGCUCAAGCUAAGGCCAACGAAGCUGCUAAGGCUGCUGAGGCCAAGGCAGCGUCCAGUAACAAGUAUAUUGCACCGAACUUGCGCGAAGGUGCGGUGCGUACUACCGGCCGUGAGCCCCCAGGCGCGAGACGUGAUGAUGUAGCAGCCAUCCGCAUCUCCAACUUGAGUAACUUUGCCGUUGAAGCGGAUUUGGACGAUCUGGUCAAGGGCUUCGGACCUGUCCAGAAGUUGUAUCUUGCGAAAGAAAAGAGUACUGGACAUUGCAAAGGUUUUGCCUAUGUACAUUUCAAAUUCCGUGCCGAUGCUGCUAAAGCUAUUCAGACUCUGAAUGGUUAUGGAUAUGAUCACUUAAUUCUGAAUGUAGAAUGGUCCAAGCCUCCUCAAAACAACUAAGCAACAAUUUAUCCUUUGUAUAAUGUAAUUUUCAAAAUAAACAAAAAGUUUUAA
Messenger RNA from Aricia agestis (brown argus), 1026 nucleotides. RefSeq names its product eukaryotic translation initiation factor 3 subunit G (gene eIF3g1). Gene Ontology annotation, cellular component: cytoplasm; eukaryotic translation initiation factor 3 complex. Lineage: Eukaryota; Metazoa; Arthropoda; Insecta; Lepidoptera; Lycaenidae. The coding region runs from base 136 to 972 and encodes 278 amino acids. The transcript is spliced from 6 exons. The record is from RefSeq and is a predicted model, not a curated record. Gene Ontology annotation, molecular function: RNA binding; translation initiation factor activity.